AUGGACGACUUCGCUUCCGAGUCAGAUAGCGAUUACACCAGCUACUGGCGGGACUGGUUCAUCUCUUCGCGGGGCAACGAAUACUUUUGCGAGAUCGACGAGGACUACCUCACCGAUCGCUUCAACCUGACAGGCCUCAAUACCGAAGUCCAGUACUACCAAUAUGCGCUGGAUCUCAUCACCGACGUCUUCGAUCUCGACUGCGAUGACGAUAUGAGGGAAACAAUCGAGAAAUCCGCACGACACCUCUACGGCUUGAUUCAUGCCCGAUACGUAGUCACGACUAGGGGUCUGGCAAAGAUGCUCGACAAGUACAAGAAGGCCGACUUUGGAAAGUGUCCCCGUGUAUUCUGCCACUCCCACCCCCUGCUGCCCAUGGGCCAGACCGAUGUACCCAACCAAAAGCCUGUCAAGCUUUACUGUGCCCGUUGCGAAGACGUAUACAACCCCAAGUCGUCACGCCACGCCGCUAUCGACGGCGCCUACUUCGGUACCUCCUUCCACAACAUCAUGUUCCAGGUUUAUCCCGCCCUGGUCCCGCCCAAGAGCGCUGAGCGUUACAUCCCACGAGUCUACGGAUUCCGAGUGCACGCCCCGGCAGCCUUGAUCAGAUGGCAAAAUUCCAAAAGAACCGAUAUGCUGAGACGCCUCAGGAAAAUGGAGGUUGAAAGCGGGUUCAAGGGCGAGAAUGGUGAGGACCUCGAGGAUCUCGAUGAUGAGGAAGAGGACGACGACGACGACGAAGCUGCCGGCUUACUCGAUGAGGAUGUGCCAUUGGACCACGACAACGACGUUGUCAUCGCAGGUGGCGGUCAAACCAACGUUAGUUGA
This is a messenger RNA of Truncatella angustata, 831 nucleotides long. Its product is annotated as casein kinase II, regulatory subunit. The transcript is spliced from 3 exons. Gene Ontology annotation, molecular function: protein kinase regulator activity. The record is from RefSeq and is a predicted model, not a curated record. Gene Ontology annotation, cellular component: protein kinase CK2 complex; cytoplasm. NCBI's taxonomy places the organism in Eukaryota, Fungi, Ascomycota, Sordariomycetes, Amphisphaeriales, Sporocadaceae. Bases 1 to 831 code for a protein of 276 amino acids.